AUAUGGGACAACACGCAAUGGUGCGGAACGGCAAAUGCGGAAUGUACUAAAACCGCAUUUUUUUUGAAAAUUUUCAAAAAAUGCGGCAGCGGCAAUGCGGAAAGAAAAGUCAGAAAACGAAAAAACUAAAAAAGUGCAGUUGUCAACAAGUCAAAAUUCAAACGAAAAAAAUGGAGAAUUCAAGUGGUUCGGAAAGUGAUGGGUAUAACAACGAAUCAAAUGUAAAUUACGUGAUAAUUAACACGAUAAAAAAGUUCCCGGUACUUUAUGCGAAAGGCAGCAAACUUUACCGCAAUGUUCAAGAAAAACAGCGCGCUUGGUCCUCAGUUGCCAAGAAGUUGGAGAUGCCGGAAAAAAACGUCAAAACCAAAUGGCGAAACCUACGUGACAGGUACGUAAAAGAAUUGAGAAAAGUUAAACAAACUGGUACAUCUGGUGCUGGUACGGAAGACGUGUACAAAUCGAAAUGGUUUUUAUUUGAAGAACUGGAAUUCCUCGCAGCUCAUAGCGAAAACCGACCCACCACUGGCAACUAUGAACCGACCUCGCUACCCGCUGAUGAGCUUUCUCAAGCAUCUCAAGUAUAUACAGUGGAGGAAUACACUCAAGAGGCAAGUCAGGACGAAAACGUACUUGAUGAUCUGGAUAUGAACGACAGUGGAAGAACCGAGGGAAGAACUCCCAUAGUUCAUAGAUCGGGCGAAAAAUCUUCAAAGAAACGGAAAACCGCAGACCUCAUCGAUGACAAAAUUGAUCAGAUCUUAACAAAAGCAGAAGCAGCUUUGUCAGGAAACACUUCUCGGUAUGCUACAUUCUGUUCUUAUUUAACAGAACGUAUGGAAAUGCUACCUAUAUCGGUGGCUCGUGAUUUGGAAAUUGAAUUUACUUGUCGUGUAAAUUCUCUCUUAAGUUUGUACGAAGAGUAAACUUGAAUGCUGAAUACUCAGAAUGACCACUGUGGAUUCCAAGAAGAUUCGAUUAGUGAGAAAAUCUUGCACAUCGGUCAUCUUCAACAAUUAAAGCGCUACAAAAGAACAACUCAUUUUAUGUGUAAAUUUUAAUAAUAAUGUUUGUUUUAUAUUUGCCCAGAGUUCUUUUGGACUAACGAUAAUAAUUAUUAGAAAAAUAGUCAUGUACACAGUAGUUGGA
Messenger RNA from Armigeres subalbatus, 1149 nucleotides. RefSeq lists its product as uncharacterized. The transcript is spliced from 4 exons. Bases 81 to 926 code for a protein of 281 amino acids. The record is from RefSeq and is a predicted model, not a curated record. Lineage: Eukaryota; Metazoa; Arthropoda; Insecta; Diptera; Culicidae.